This is a messenger RNA of Oryza brachyantha (malo sina), 1673 nucleotides long. RefSeq lists its product as uncharacterized. Gene Ontology annotation, cellular component: plasma membrane. The record is from RefSeq and is a predicted model, not a curated record. The transcript has 4 exons. Lineage: Eukaryota; Viridiplantae; Streptophyta; Magnoliopsida; Poales; Poaceae. Bases 178 to 1380 code for a protein of 400 amino acids.
AGCAGAGAGAGCUGCCUCCAGCCAGCCCAGUGAGGGCUCGACCAAGCACACGCAGAUACAGCCAUCCGUUGUCUUGUCUCCUACCUCCAGUCCUCCUCCUGCUCACUCCCCCCACUGUUCUUCUUCGGAGAGGGAGGAGGAGGGAGGAGCUGAGGGGCUCGAGGAGGCUAGGAGGAGAUGGAGAGAGGUUCAGCGAGGAGGCACGCAUUGCUGGGGCUGUGCCUGGGCCUGCUUCUGCUGGCGGCGCCCUCCCAUCAGGUCUCAGCCGCCGCGGUGGAGGAUGGCUUGCUCAGCAAUGGUGACUUUGAGACAGCACCAGCUGGCGGUUUUGUCAAAUCCGCUUCAGUUGCUGAGGGUGCGUCUUCGAUUCCUGGCUGGACAAUCAAUGGGACAGUUGAGCUCAUCUCAGCAGGCCAGCACCAAGGUGGCAUGAUUCUUAUUGUUCCACAGGGGGAUCAUGCUGUACGUCUUGGGAACGAUGCAAGUAUAGGGCAGGUGGUGCAGGUUGAGAAGGGCUCGGAGUAUGCUAUAACGUUCAGUGCUGCCCGGACAUGUGCACAACUAGAGUCAUUGAAUGUGUCGGUGCUCGGUGGUGUUUCACAGAUGGUGGAUUUACAGACACUGUACAACAUAGAAGGCUGGGAUGCAUAUGCAUUGGCUUUUCAGGCAACAGAUGAGCAGGCAAGUCUUGAGUUCAGGAACCCUGGUAUGGAAGAUGAUCCGACUUGUGGGCCUAUCCUUGAUAAUGUUGCCGUAAAGAAGCUCUUCACUCCAGACAAACCAAAGGAUAACGUGGUGACCAAUGGAGACUUUGAGGAGGGUCCGUGGAUGUUUCCAAACACGAGCUUUGGGGUGCUUCUUCCAACCAACCUUGAUGAGCAGACAUCUGCCUUGCCUGGCUGGAUGAUCGAGUCAAACCGUGCUGUCCGCUUUGUCGACUCUGACCAAUACACCGUUCCCCAAGGGAAGCGUGCCAUUGAGCUUCUGUCGGGGAAGGAAGGCAUCAUCUCACAGAUGGUCGAGACAACUCCUCAGAAAGAGUACAGCCUGACAUUCACACUGGGCUCGGCAGGGGAUUCAUGCCAGCCACCGUUGGCUGUCAUGGCAUUCGCAGGCGACCAGGCCCAGAACUUCCACUACUCGCCCAUGGGCAACGCCACAAGCCAGGCUGCAAACGUGACAUUCACAGCACGAGCUGAGAGGACGCGGGUAGCGUUCUACAGCGUGUAUUACAACACGAGAAGCGAUGACCACAGUUCGCUCUGUGGGCCAGUGAUCGAUGAGGUGCGUGUCUGGGGCUUGAAUGGUGCUGCUGGGUUGAAGGCUAGUCUUGGGCUGCUGCUUGGCAUUGUUAGCAUCGUUGGUCUGAUGUUGUUCUAAGUGUCGGUAGUGGUUAUGGUCUAAGGAUAUAUAUAAACCUCUUCUGUAAGUAUGAGGAGGCCAUUAGUUUUGGCAGUAAGCUUGAAGUUUCUAUGAGGGUUGAGUAGUGUGAGAUUGUGAGCUUUAGGCUAAUGUUAUCUGAAGCUAUGUAUGGCUGUUUCUGUUGCUUUCUUUUGGGAUUCAGAAAGUAGCAUGCUAAUGUGGAAGUGUGCGGUUGAGUGCGCCAAGAGCUUGUAAUGUUCAAAGAUCAUCUCUUCAAUAUAUUAGAAAUUCAAGGAGUUGAUCCACUCCCC